Molecule: messenger RNA, 959 nt
Organism: Peromyscus eremicus (cactus mouse)
Lineage: Eukaryota; Metazoa; Chordata; Mammalia; Rodentia; Cricetidae
Gene: Yeats4
Product: YEATS domain containing 4
Exons: 7
Coding region: 229-912 (227 amino acids)
Biological process (GO): regulation of DNA-templated transcription
Source: RefSeq, a predicted model, not a curated record
CUCCUUCCGCUCCGUUCUCCCACCGCGGGGCUGAAUGGCCGACCCCGACGCCGCGGGUGUGGAGGAGGUGGCUGUCCGCCGCCGCCGCGUGCCCAAGUGACUCGCCCUGCUCCAGCCUGAACCCCUGGGGCCCGGGCUCCCGCGGGAGGAGAGGGCCUGUGAGGGGACCGGCGACCCCGCCGGCCUGAGCUCUUUCCCUGGCGGCCGCGGCUCCUUCCCUGGGACAAUAUGUUCAAGAGAAUGGCGGAAUUUGGGCCUGACUCCGGCGGGAGAGUGAAGGGGGUUACCAUCGUCAAGCCAAUAGUUUAUGGUAAUGUUGCCCGAUAUUUUGGGAAGAAAAGAGAAGAAGAUGGGCACACCCACCAGUGGACAGUAUAUGUAAAACCAUAUAGAAAUGAGGAUAUGUCAGCAUAUGUGAAGAAAAUCCAGUUUAAAUUACAUGAAAGCUAUGGCAAUCCUUUAAGAGUCGUUACCAAGCCUCCCUAUGAAAUUACUGAAACCGGAUGGGGUGAAUUUGAAAUAAUCAUCAAAAUAUUCUUCAUUGACCCUAAUGAAAGACCUGUGACUCUGUACCACUUACUAAAGCUGUUCCAGUCUGACACCAAUGCAAUGUUGGGGAAAAAGACGGUGGUCUCGGAAUUCUACGAUGAAAUGAUCUUUCAAGACCCAACAGCAAUGAUGCAGCAACUGUUAACAACAUCUCGUCAGCUGACAUUAGGAGCCUAUAAACACGAGACAGAGUUUGCAGAACUUGAAGUGAAAACCAGAGAAAAAUUAGAAGCUGCCAAGAAAAAAACAAGCUUUGAAAUUGCAGAGCUUAAGGAAAGAUUAAAAGCAAGUCGUGAAACUAUAAAUUGUUUAAAAAAUGAAAUCAGAAAACUUGAAGAAGAUGAUCAGACAAAAGACAUUUAAGCGACUGGUAGUCAGUGUAGCCGGAAGCAGGCGGCUCCGCAGGAGGA